Malassezia pachydermatis is the source of this 3339-nucleotide messenger RNA. RefSeq names its product ring finger membrane protein. Lineage: Eukaryota; Fungi; Basidiomycota; Malasseziomycetes; Malasseziales; Malasseziaceae. The coding region runs from base 1 to 3339 and encodes 1112 amino acids. Gene Ontology annotation, molecular function: zinc ion binding. The transcript has 2 exons. The record is from RefSeq and is a predicted model, not a curated record. Gene Ontology annotation, cellular component: endoplasmic reticulum membrane.
AUGAAUGUGGACCGGGGGCUCGAUGAAGUGCCCACUUGCCGUAUAUGCCGCAUCGAAGAGGAGCCCGGCGCACCGCUCUACCAUCCGUGUAAAUGUACAGGCAGUAUAAAGUAUUGCCACCAGGAUUGUCUUGUACAAUGGCUCCAGCAUAGUCAGAAAAAGUACUGCGAACUAUGCAAUUACCCGUUUGUAUUUCACAAGCGAUAUACCCAUGCCAUGCCCAAUGGCCAGCUUCCAGCGUGGAUGUAUAUGAGGUACCUAGCAUGGCGUGCAUGGUUCGGCCUGGCCUUUUUGACGCGUGUAGCCGUCGUAGCUACGUGCUGGUUCCUGGUGGUGCCGCAUGUCACGCUACGUAUCUGGCGAUCCUAUAUCCAGACAGGCGACUGGCUCGCCGAGACCAUUCUCCGCGUACCGGUCGCCACGUUGGAUCGCACUGUCGUACUCUCCUCCUCCACGCCAUGGCAUCCCUGGAUCCCUAUGUUGGCCCAGCGUGUGGUGGAAGCAUUGAUGACCGAUUGGCUGCGCAGUGUAGGUCUUUUGCUGGCCCUGCUUGUGCUGUUCCUCGGCCUCUUUUUCUUGCGUGAGUACAUCGCCGGGGUAGCGCCUUUGGUGGACGAGGCGCCAGCCGCGCAGGGGCCCGUGGUCCACGAUGAGCCUGACGAGGCACGUCGACAGCUUCGCGCUGCCGCCCUGGCGGCGGCGCAGGCGCGUGCAGAGCAGAUGCUCGCGGCCAACCCCAUGGAAAUGUUGCAACAGGAUGUAGCGCGAGCGGCGGUGCAGCUCGGUGAGCAACCGCCGCCUAGGCCGGCGCAGGACACGCCGCAAGAUCCUGUGUGGCUCGUGCAGGGCGAAGGAGCCGGCGAAGACGAUGAGGAUGAUGCAUGGGAGGACGAGCCUGCGCCUCCGGCACCAGCACUGCCGGCGCCUGCAGCGCCAGCUCCUCCCGCACCAGAAUUGGCUCCCUUGCGUGGGCCAGAACUGCCGGCGGACGACCCUGAUGCCCCAGACGAGGAACUGGAAGGCGACGAGGAGUGGGAAGAGAAUCCGGAGCAUCUCCUCGAAGAUCUGGACAGCAUUCUUCAUGCGAUUGGCUUGCGUGGCACAUGGCUGGCGUUUGCGCAAAAUGUGUUUGUGUUUGAGAUGCUAGCGAUUAUGACCAUGUCGAUUUGUGUGGCUGUGCCAUACGGUAUAGGUCGUAUCCUUGGCUUGCGUGUGUACGACGCUGUGCUUCUGCCUGCGAAAGGGCUGCGUAUGCUGACAGACCCGGUGUUUGAGUUGCUCCUGGACAGUCUCACGACGGUCGUGCCUACGCCACGUGACGCUGCGCCGGUAGGGCCCUUGUCGUCCCCGUGGGAGGUGCACCCGGUGCUCUCGUGGGUGUAUGGUGCAGGCACAGCGUUGGAUGCGCUGACGCGCGGCGACCACCUAGCGGAACGUGCGUUGUGUGCGGUGCUGGGCCAUCUGUACGUCGUGUUGUUCCUGAGUAUUGAAGCGCGGUUUGGCCACAUUGUGCAUGGCGGCCAGACACAGUGGGCCUCGACGUUGGUGUUUUACUACGCGACAUCGCUUAAGGUGGUGUUCUUCUUUGUGAUGGAUAUGCUGGUAUUCCCGCUUUACUGUGGCUUCCUCAUGGACUGGUGCCUUAUGCCUCUGUUUGAAGGCGCAUCGUUUGCGGCGUUGGUCGGCCAAGCGCAGGCUGCGCCAUUGACAUUCACGUUCUGCCGCUGGGCGACAGGAACGAUGUACAUGUUCUUCUUUGCACAGUUCGUGAGUGCGAUUCGCUCGGUGGUGCGGCCUGGUGUCGUAUGCUGGAUGCGUGACUCAAGUGACCCUGACUUCCAUCCCGUGAAAGACAUUUUGGAGCGACGGACGCUGGAGCAGCUCCACAAAAUGGCUGACUCGGCGGUGAUCUACGGUGCGCUGGCCGGGUGUGUCCUCGGCGUGGGCCUGCGUGUUUUACGCCUCGUGCCGGGCCUCCUUCCGCUGUACUGGGCGCCGCUGACGCCGCGUACGAUGGUGCCUGUGGAGUUGCUGCUCGUCCAUUUUGUGCUGCGCGUCGCCAUCAAGCGAGCUCGGUUGACGUACUACUCGCGCCGCCUCUUCCGGCGUUGGUGGAUUUGGGCGGCAAAGCAAGUGCGAAUGAGUGCCUUUCUGAUGGGCGACGACCAACUGGACGAGCAGGAGCGAUGUGUGUACCGUACGUGGGGCGACUGGGCUCGGUCGUUUAUCAUGAACGUGGAGCCUCUGCGUCGCGAGCGGGAUGGCGGGUUCGCGCGUGUGCCUGCCAACGACCGGCCACCUACGCAGACGUCGAUUUUGAUUCGGACCGAUGCUGCUGGCACGCCGAUCGACGAAAAGAACCAAGAGUUGCUGACCAAACAACUGGCUGCCCUGGACAAGAUGGAGACCAAGGCACCCUAUACUAUUGUCUACAUUCCGUCACACUUGCGGCUGCGGAUUGUAAGCUUGCUCUUGCUCCUCAUCGCCAUGUCGAUGGGCGUUGUAAUGCUGGGGCUCGGUGGGCCGUUGGCACUGGGACGCAUGCUCGCGUACGCGCUGGACUGGGCGCCGCUGCAUGAUAUGUACACCAUUUUGCAUGGCUACGUGCUUCUUGGCGUGGCGCUCUUGCUGGUGCAUGGCGCCCGAGGAUUGUGGCCGAGGGGACGUGUGCCUGCGCAGUACAAGCAGGAUGUAUCGCACGGGGUGCGUGGCACGCUGCGCUUCCUCUACUUCCUGGUGACCAUGGGGGGCCUGGCCCCGUUGCUCACAGGGCUGGUCUUGUACCAGUACCUCCUCCCCUCGCCCACUGCCGAGAUCCCGACGUUCUCCGCUUGGUAUGCAUGGGCUCUGGGGGCGUUGGUUCUCAAUACAGGGCUUCUUUUGGUCCUUACAUGGAUGCCUGACACCUUUGCUAUGCUCUGGACGGUGUACAACCAAAUUCAGUCAGGGGUGUUGUGGCGGAUCCCUGUCGGCCCAGCGACGCGCGUGGUCGUCGCGCCUACGUUGGGCGGCUUGGUCGCCGCUCUGGUCGCGCCAUACUUGUUGGCCGUGCUAUACCUGGCGAUGACCACAGGCUUCCAUGUCUCUCCAGCAACGCAAUGGCAGUGCGUACGAUACGGCAACGUGACGAUCCUGGGUGGUGCCGUGAUGUACGCAGCAUGGUACUAUAUUCUAAACCACUUGGACUACUGGACCAAUGUUCUACGUGACGAACUGUUCCUUGAGUCCACGGAAUUGUGCAAUUAUACGAACGAAAAAGCGCCGCCUGCCUCGAGCGAGUUUGGGACGCUGCCAGACUCGGUCGUUCGUGCGCCGCACGCACCGCCGGCCUUGGGGUAA